AUGGCCACCAUCAAGCCCAUCGAGGGCCGCUCUGUCCAUCAGAUCCAGUCUGGCCAAGUGAUUGUAGACAUCUGCUCCGUUGCUAAAGAGCUUGUGGAAAACAGCAUCGACGCUGGAGCGACUUCAAUUGAGGUUCGCUUCAAAAACCAUGGCUUGGACGCUGUUGAAGUCCAGGACAAUGGGGCGGGGAUUGCGCCAGAAGACUUCGAGACAAUAGCUUUGAAGCACCACACGUCUAAACUAUCCACCUACGAUGACCUUUCCGCCCUUCGCACCUUCGGCUUCCGUGGCGAGGCCCUUUCCUCCCUCUGCGCCCUCUCUAAAUUCCACGUCAUCACGGCCCGCGCCAGUGAUGGGCCGAAAGGUACACGGCUCGAUUUCGACAUGUCGGGAAAGCUCAAAGGAACUUCGGUCAUUGCUGCGAAACAAGGCACAACCGUAGUGGUGGAGAGCCUGUUCUACAAUCUGCCGGUGAGACGCAAGGAGCUCGAGAAGACAAUCAAGAGGGAGUAUAACAAGGUACUGGCAUUACUGAAUGCGUAUGCAUGUAUUAGCGCAGGCGUUAGGUUCUCAGUGAGUAAUCAGAUGCCGAAAGGGAAGAAAAGUAUCGCCUUCUCAACCAACUCAAAUCCCAACACCAAAGAGAACAUCGCCAAUGUCUACGGCACCAAGACACUACUUGCGCUAAUCCCCCUCGACCUAAAGUUCGAAAUGGACCCGUCAAACAGACCUAGACCCACGCAGAGCGCCAGGAAUUGGAGCACCAGAGAGGACCCAGGGUCCCGAGAAGUCAGCAUUGUCGGCCACAUUUCCCGCCCGGUUGUCGGUGAAGGCCGGCAGACUCCAGACCGCCAGAUGUUCUUCGUCAAUUCCCGCCCCUGUGCACUCCCGCAGGUAGCCAAAGCUUUCAACGAAGUUUACAAAUCCUAUAACAUCACCCAGUCGCCAUUCAUAUUCGCUGAUAUCAAGCUUGACACAAAUGCUUACGAUGUCAAUGUGUCUCCAGAUAAGAGGACUAUAUUAUUACAUGAUCAAACGACACUGCUAGAAAAUUUGAAGGAAGCGCUUGCUGAGCUCUUUGGGAGCCAUGACCAGAGCGUUCCUCAAGCUCAGCUUAUGCCUCAAAAGGUCCUAGGCUUUAAGCCCUCGCCUAUGCAAAGAGGUGGCACAGACUCUACAGUACGAAAUUCUCCUGUGCCAGCCAACGUUCCCCAAAAGCCUCGACCGGCGCCGGAAGCUGAGGCGCUUACCUUGUCUUCAGCUUCUGAAGAGAUCCCUCCUCAACGAGGUUUCAUCAAAGCCAGCCUAAUCGAAAGAUCUACAGGCAGAGGUACAGAGGAGAGGGCUUUACGCCCUCAUGCGAGACAGCAAAGAAAGCCGAUAUCUCCAGACCCUCCUUGUAUAUCAGGUCCAUCAUCACAGGACUUGGAGCCUCUGGUAGAGGAACCUGCACCGGAUCCAAUUGAGUUUGAACUGACACCUAUCAUACCCAGUGCCCAUGUAGAGCUUCCAAGAGCAGUCCAAGAUUUCAACGCUCGGAUAGCGUCCCAACAUGCAAAGCAUAUGGCACGAGACCGAUCGCCAAGAGUUUCAGGUGCUGAUGACAGUGAUGAGGGUGAACAAGAAGAGAAUGUUCCUGCCGUAAAACAAACGCCACGAAAACGAUUGCCGCAAAGUAACAUCCAAAACGCAUUCGAUAGGAUGCGUCCAAUGCGAACACCGGCUCAACAAGCUACUAUCACCAUUGGUGAUACUACAACAGUGUCGACCAUUGGAAGCCAAUCUAGGGCAUCGAGACGGUCUAGGAUCCACAUUCCCAAGUUCUCGUUGAGCGGGACUCCUUUGAGUCAGGCGCCAAAAAAGCCAUUGUUUAUGAGAAACCAAGGUGGCCUCUCGGUCUCGGGUACCCAAAUAGAACAGAGCGACGACGAGGAUGAAGACGAAGACUUUCAAGAGGCUGCGGGUGAGGAUAGUAGUAUGCCUGACGCACCUGUUCCUAACAAUCCCUCACUGGAGAAGAAGAAGCACCAUUCGACCAACAUGGUAGUUCAUGAACCUAACUCAGACUCCUUAUUCGUUGAAUCAAGUGACCAGCCCAUACCCCCUCCUCCACCACUCGCUGAAGGCCUACAGGAAGAAGAUGAGGCGCAGCCUGAGCCUGGUGGUGAAGAUGACCGUUCUGACAACGAGUACAUUAACGAAGCUGAAAAGAAAGCAAGAGAAGAAGCGAAAAUCAUGAAGAUGAUUGCUGAAGCUGAAGAAUCUGCUGCGCGUCCAACGGAACACAAUCUCAAACGUGCAACAAAACUUUUCCAAGGUCCAAGGAAGCAAUACAUGACGACUGGAUUUGUCAGGUUUGUAGAGAGUUCUGCCAACGAUAUCACUCGCCAAGCUCUGAAUCUGUCUGCUCUCAUUGGAGGAGAGCGGGCUGAGCCAAUAACUGAUGUCCCAUCAAGCACACAACUCAGCACAUCAAACCCCGAGGAGCAACUCUCUCUCACAGUCACAAAGUCUGACUUCCACUCUAUGCGCAUCAUCGGCCAGUUCAAUCUAGGUUUCAUCCUCGCCGUCCGUCCCGCAGCACCCACAUCCCCUAGUCCAGAUCUCUUUAUCAUUGACCAACACGCUUCCGACGAGAAAUACAAUUUCGAAAGAUUCGCAUCAGCUACGGUCUUGGUCUCUCAGCGUCUCGUACAUCCGCACCCGCUGCAACUAACAGCCAUUGAAGAGGAGAUUAUCCUCUCUAACGAAGAGGUUUUGACCGCCAAUGGAUUCACAGUAUCAGUCGACAACACCGGCUCAACACCGCUCGGUGGCCAGCGCGCAAAGCUACUGACCCUCCCCAUGUCCAAAGAAGUAACCUUCACACCGGCAGACCUCGAAGAACUCCUAGCUCUUCUCGCAGAGAACCCGCCUUCCGCCAAUAUCUCUGAACAAUACAUCCCUCGUCCGAGUAAAGUGCGCAAAUUACUUGCGAGUAGGGCAUGUAGAAGCAGUGUUAUGGUUGGCAAGACCAUGACGAAAUCGCAGAUGGAACGUGUGGUUAGGCAUAUGGGGGACAUGGACAAACCGUGGAGUUGUCCACAUGGACGGCCUACCAUGAGACAUCUUUUGGGACUGGAGAAGUGGGUGAGUUGGACUGAGGGAGGAGGAGUGGUGGGAUUGGAUGAGGUGGAAGAGAGAGUGGAUUGGAGCGCGUAUGUAAGGAGGCGGGCUGGUGGUGGGGAAGUGGGAGUUUAGGAGCAAAGGGAUAAGGGCUAAUGGGCCGGGGGAACUUCAAGUGGUGAGUUCAUCCGAGGUAAAGUAAUUUUUUUUUUUUCAUUUGUGUGAAAAAAACGUCG
This is a messenger RNA of Lindgomyces ingoldianus, 3341 nucleotides long. Its product is annotated as DNA mismatch repair protein MutL. Gene Ontology annotation, cellular component: MutLalpha complex. The transcript is spliced from 5 exons. The record is from RefSeq and is a predicted model, not a curated record. The coding region runs from base 1 to 3240 and encodes 1079 amino acids. Gene Ontology annotation, molecular function: ATP-dependent DNA damage sensor activity; ATP hydrolysis activity; mismatched DNA binding. NCBI's taxonomy places the organism in Eukaryota, Fungi, Ascomycota, Dothideomycetes, Pleosporales, Lindgomycetaceae. Gene Ontology annotation, biological process: mismatch repair.